AUGAUCGAGCAGCAGAAGCGGAAGGUCCCGGGCCCCGGGCCUGGCCCCGGCCCCGCGCCGGCGCCCCCCGGCCCCGCCGCCCCCGGAGCGGCCCCCGCGGCCGGCCCCGACCUCCCGCUUGUGCCCGUGCCCGCCAAGCGGCCCCGCCAUGACCUGCCGGGGGCGCCGGGCACGGGCGGCGCAGGGGGGCAGCCGGCGGCCGGGGCUCUGCUGCAGGCGGGCCCCCCGCGCUGCUCCUCGCUGCAGGCCCCCAUCAUGCUGCUCUCAGGACACGAGGGGGAGGUUUACUGCUGCAAGUUCCACCCCAAUGGCAACACCCUGGCCUCAGCUGGCUUCGACAGGCUCAUCUUGCUGUGGAACGUCUACGGGGACUGUGACAACUUUGCCACCCUGAAGGGACACAGCGGGGCUGUCAUGGAGCUGCACUACAACACGGAUGGCAGCAUGCUCUUCUCAGCAUCCACGGACAAAACCGUGGCUGUGUGGGACAGCGAGACGGGGGAGAGGGUCAAGAGGCUCAAGGGCCACACGUCCUUUGUCAACUCCUGCUACCCUGCCCGGAGGGGACCCCAGCUCGUCUGCACCGGCAGCGACGAUGGCACUGUCAAGCUGUGGGAUAUCAGGAAAAAAGCUGCUGUCCAGACAUUCCAGAACACCUACCAGGUCCUGGCUGUCACCUUCAAUGACACCAGUGACCAGAUCAUCUCUGGAGGCAUCGACAAUGACAUCAAGGUGUGGGACCUGCGGCAGAACAAGCUCACCUACUUUGUGUGUUUAUGUGUUCGUGGUUUACGUGUUUGUGCGCUCAGCUCUGAGGGCUCCUACCUGCUCUCCAACGCCAUGGACAACACAGUUCGGAUCUGGGACGUGAGGCCCUUCGCCCCCAAGGAGAGAUGUGUGAAGAUUUUCCAGGGAAAUGUCCAUAAUUUUGAGAAGAACCUUCUGAGGUGCUCCUGGUCCCCAGAUGGCAGCAAAAUUGCAGGGGGCUCUGCUGACAGGUUUGUGUACGUGUGGGACACCACCUCCAGGAGGAUCCUGUACAAGCUGCCUGGCCAUGCUGGCUCUGUCAAUGAGCUGGCCUUCCACCCCGAGGAACCCAUCAUUCUCUCUGCAUCCAGUGACAAAAGGCUCUACAUGGGGGAGAUCCAGUGAUGCCCCAGGAGCUGCUGGAUCUGUGCCUCGGUGCUGCCUUGGCAGGAGCUGGGUGCUUCCCCUCCCAGUGCAGCAGGUGCCAGAGCUCGGUGUGACAGCCCCAGUGCAGGCUGUCCCCUCCCCACACCUCACUGGGCAGCUUUUUCCACCUCCCCUUUCUUUGGGAGGCAGGAAAACUUGGAAUUGAAAGGAAUUGCGUUUUGGCUGUGCCACUGACAGUGAAACCCUUCUGCAGAUCCCUUGAAAUUGAGAACUUUUGGUUCAGUUCCACACGUGGCCUGUAUAUCCCUGUCCUGUUUCCUUUGGAGGUUUUUUGAUACAGUUAAAACUGCAAUAAAUGGCUUUUUU
Camarhynchus parvulus is the source of this 1500-nucleotide messenger RNA. It is a transcript of the gene SNRNP40, whose product is annotated as small nuclear ribonucleoprotein U5 subunit 40. The record is from RefSeq and is a predicted model, not a curated record. Gene Ontology annotation, cellular component: catalytic step 2 spliceosome. Lineage: Eukaryota; Metazoa; Chordata; Aves; Passeriformes; Thraupidae. Gene Ontology annotation, molecular function: protein binding; RNA binding.